UUUCUUACCACGGCAUAGACUUUUCCUUACCAAAGGAUCUGUAGCAUGAGGAUUGUUCUAACUCAGCUACCAGACAUGCAACAUGCUUAUAUUGAUUAGUCUAUAUCCGUGUACCUAGCCGGCGUUGAAGUCUACUGAGAAGACCAAAGGCAACUAGUGAGGUUGGUUCUUCUAUAUAGGAGGAGGUUAAUUGCCAUUUACCAGUACGAGUAUCACCAAGGCUACGGCUAGCUAAUUCCUUACAGCAUGCUCAAGUUGCAGGAGAAGAUGACCCUUCUCCUCCCCUCCGUUCCUUCCCCACAGCCACAGGCAAAUCUCCUCAUGCCGAUGUUAAUAGUACUGAUGGCCCUUGAGCUCCUCGUGGCAACAGUCACCGCUGCCCCGUUAGCCUUGCCUGGCUGCCCGGAGGCCUGUGGCGGCGUCACCGUCCCCUACCCUUUUGGCUUCCGGCAAGGCUGCUUUCACAAGGGCUUCAACCUCACCUGCGACGAGACGGGCCAUCAGCUGAAGCUGUUCCUGCAUGACGACGUGGAAGUGGACGCCAUCUCACUGGUGGGCGGCACGGUGCGUGUCCAGAGCAAGAUCGUGAACGGCGAGUGGGACUACAGGAACGCGCCAUACCAAGCGCUUAACCGAAACAGGAGCGUUCUGUCUGGGAAGCCCUAUAUUGGCUACGACGGCUCGUGGUCUGGCGGCCUAACGGUGUCGGCCGAGCACAACGUAUUCGUGGCCAUCGGAUGCAACUUCAUCGGCUACCUCGCUGCAGGCAGUGACCGGGGUUCCGUGUACGUCAGCGCAUGCGCCACGCUGUGUGACUCAGAUUAUCCGCCACCCGGGGACACCUCGUGCUCGGGCGUCGGCUGCUGCCGGACGACCAUCUCGCAGGGUUUGCCCGCGUACGGGGUGCAGCUCAAGGAUUUGAACCAGACUGAAGCCGCGUACGCAGGCAAAGGCAAACCCGUUAGUUCACGCCUUUUGUCCGGGGCAGCCUUCAUUGUCGAUCGCGAGUGGUUUACCGGGAUUAACGUAGGCGCCAUGCAGAAUAGCACUUUCGGUGAUUUCGGAAGCUCGUAUCGAUCUCGUCGGAGCAGUCCCAAGGUGACCAGGGUACCCACCGUGCUGGAAUGGUGGCUGGAUGUAAAAAGCGACCGUGACUUGGUCGUGUUGGAUCCCCAUUCUGUAUCAGGUUGGAGAUGCAUGAGCUUGAACAGCUCCGCUGCAAACAUCGACGGUGGAGUGAACAAGGUAAGGUGCAACUGCUCGGAUGGAUACCAAGGCAACCCUUACAUCAUUCACGGAUGCCAAGAUAGGGCGAGGCUGAGCAGCAUUGAGGUCUCCUUUUUCUCUGGUCAUAGAAACUCUGAUUGCUUGGUUGGACUUGAACCACCGAAGCAGUUUGUGGCCAUCUCCUUGCCCGGGAUGGUACGGCAAGACCAAUUGACCAACACAGCGAUCGACCGAUGCCUCCGGUCUGCGAAGGUCACUAUAGGCAUAGACAAGUUGGACAUGAGUUUCCAAAUAAAACACAAGAUUGUCAGGCCACUGAUUAUGCCCAGGAUGGCACGAGCCUGUUCAGAUGUCAAACACCUUGACGAAACCCUCAAAUCCAGCACCGUGUGCCGUGCACCGGCUUCUGUCAAGGAGUUCCACCCGUCCGAUAUCGAUGAGUGCCAACAGCCAGUUUAUCCAUGCGUGCAUGGGACCUGCAUUAAUAUGCCGGGGACAUACCGAUGUGCAACAAAGAAACGUAUCAUCGGCCUCCCAGGUUUAAUUACCGCAAUUGCAGUAACUGCUGGUUUUGGGUUACUGUUUUCACUUCUGGGUGCUGCCAAAAUCACUAAUAAACUCAAGCAACGAAGAGCCAAAAAGUUGAGACAAAAAUUCUUCAAGAAAAAUCAUGGAUUGCUUCUACAACAGUUAAUCUCUUCAAACAACGAUAUAGCCAAAAGAACAAGGAUUUUUAGCUUGGAAGAACUGGAGCAAGCGACCAACAAUUUUGACCAUAAUCGCAUCCUUGGUGGAGGUGGCCAUGGCACGGUGUACAAAGGCAUCUUAUCUAAUCAACGUAUUGUGGCCAUCAAGAAGGCCAAAAUUAUUGUACAAAGGGAAAUCGACCAGUUCAUCAACGAGGUUGUCAUACUUUCACAGACAAACCAUAGGAAUGUGGUGAAGCUUUUUGGUUGUUGCCUCGAGACAGAAGUUCCUCUACUUGUUUACGAAUUCAUAUCAAAUGGAGCUCUUUCAUUUCAUCUCCAUGGCCAAAGUGAGAACCCAUUAUCAUGGAAAGAUAGGUUGAGGAUUGCACUGGAAACUGCAAGGGCCAUUGCAUAUCUACACUCUGCUGCUUCAAUAUCAGUAUACCACAGAGAUAUCAAAUGUGCAAAUAUACUACUUACCGAUACCUUGACAUCAAAAGUAUCCGAUUUUGGAGCUUCAAGGUCUAUUGCAAUAGAUGAGACAGGAAUACUUACAGCUGUCCAAGGAACCUAUGGUUACCUUGAUCCUGAAUACUACUACACUAGUCGACUCACGGAGAAAAGCGAUGUUUACAGCUUUGGUGUCAUCCUAGCAGAGCUACUGACAAGGGUGACACCAGUUUUUUCUUCUCAUUCAUCAGAAGGGACAAGCCUAGCAUCACAUUUUGUAUCACAUAUAAGAGACAAUCGAUUCUCAGAUAUUCUAGAUGCACAAAUUGUUGAGGAGGGAGGGGCUGAAGAUGCUGAGGUGGUUGCAAGACUCGCAGAAGCAUGCUUAAGUUUAAAAGGUGAAGAAAGGCCUACAAUGAGACAAGUGGAGACAAUACUUGAAGAUGUUCAGAACUCAAGAGUCAAUCUUAGUUCUCAGAUCACAAGAGUGAACCGAAAUGCUACAAAUGAUCAGCCAUACAAGCGAAGUAAAGGCGGAGAAGAAACUAGACUGUACAGCUUGGAAAAAGAGUUCAUAGAGUCGUCUGAAAUUCCAAGAUGAUUUUACUUACAUGGUGAAGUGUUGCAUUUGCUUUUAUUAGUUUGGGUGCCAAUUUGGAGCUAUGAAUUGUAGCAUGCAUAUAGCGGUAACCCAGAGGUGAGCACAGGCUCAUCGAGGGCGUAGUCCACCUUAGGCUUUUGUGCUACCGGUGCGUCCACAGUUCAAAACUCAUGCAAUAUUUUUUUUAAACUUCUAAAAAUAAUUGAGUACAUAGAGACAAGAUACAUGGACAUCAUCUUGGUGCAUGUAUGCGUGUUUACUGUACUGGAUACAUAAAACUGCAACUAUAUACUCUUUUGUAUCAUCUAGCAACCCAAGUUGAACCCAUACACGUACACAUACAAAAACUAGAUAUGUAUCAGGAUAAUCAUGCAAUGUGAAAAAGAGAAGCAAUAUGAUGAUUUUGAGAGU
Messenger RNA from Triticum urartu, 3378 nucleotides. The record is from RefSeq and is a predicted model, not a curated record. NCBI's taxonomy places the organism in Eukaryota, Viridiplantae, Streptophyta, Magnoliopsida, Poales, Poaceae.